Penicillium odoratum is the source of this 1083-nucleotide messenger RNA. RefSeq lists its product as uncharacterized. The transcript is spliced from 3 exons. The record is from RefSeq and is a predicted model, not a curated record. Lineage: Eukaryota; Fungi; Ascomycota; Eurotiomycetes; Eurotiales; Aspergillaceae. Bases 1 to 1083 code for a protein of 360 amino acids.
AUGGGUUCUCCUCGUCGUGGUCUGCUCUUACUGCCAUUCGAGUGUAUUCAAUCUAUCCUUGAUCACCUUGAUAAUGUCGCGUCACUCCGUUCGGCGAUUGUCUCGCUCUCGUCUUUUUACCAUGCCUUUCGUGGUGCCAGAAAUCUCAUUUUGCGCUCGGUCCUGAGUAAUCUAAUCUCCCCCGACUUGCUGCCGGAGGCAUGCGCUAUCCUCCGUGCCUCGAAGGUACGCAUUUGGUAUUCGGAAUUAGGUGCUCAGAACCUUGAGAACUUUCGCCAGCGGCUUGUCCAUACGGAAUUUUCAUGGCAAGAUGCAGCCUCGAUAAAGGAGUUUUAUCUUAGUGCAAAAUUUUUCACGGCAGACUUUAUAUCAAACGCGUUGUCUAAGCAUCCUCUGAAAGAUGAGGUAAAGAUCAGAAAGUCCGCGCCGGUCACCUCGAUCGAGUGGAACCGGGUUCUUCGAAGCUUCUACUGGUGGGAAUGGUACACUAUUUCGUGCGGGAAUAACUGGAAAUCAACCGUUCGGUACUUUCAGAGCCUCGAACAUUUGAAAAUAUUCUCGAUCUGGGAGCAGGAGCAGCUAGUCUGUGUUGGGGAAUGCUUGUUUCACAAGAUAGCAAAGCCCUUUAAUGAAGUGGCAGCUCAUGAUAUCAAGUGGGGAGCAUCGGAGGUCGACUAUAAUGCCUCCGAGGUCUGGGAUGUGCAAUGGCCCCGUCGAGCGAUGGGCUUUCUCAUCACAAUCAUUGGAACCCCCUGGGCGCCCGAGUCCGAUAAUGGCCCGCUCGAAGCUUGGAAAUGGACGCACCAGAAGUUACCGUAUGAACACUUUGUCCAGAGCCCUAAGCUGCGAUGGCUUCGUAUAAGGGGAUAUGUCAUGUGGCAUUUUGACCGACUAAGCAGCUGGGGAUUUCUUGGCCUACAACGGAACCACUUUUCGGUUGACAUGAUCGAAUUGUCUUCGGAUCAGAUGGAGGAAUGGUACCAAGAGAUGGAGAGGUCAUGGCAGAAAAGGAAAGAACUCUACGAACAGGGCGAGACUGGACCUUUGGAGACUGAAAGCUGUUGUGCUGCCCACCGCCUCUAA